AUGCGUGCCUCAACCAUCUUCGCUGUCAUCACCUCCGCCCUUGUGGCCUCUUCAGCUGCUCUCCCUAUUGCAGCUGACAGCGCUCCAUCGAAGAUCAACCAGGAGAGUGGUUUCAUCUCCGCCAUCGGCUCUACCUUGGGCUCCAUCACUGGAAAUGGCAGUGGAAACAAGGGCAACUCUGCAGGCUCUGGUAACUCGGCAGAUGGAUCGGGCAACGGGUCAGCAAACCCAGGCAGCGGGAACAGCUUUGGGAACGGCAACAGCCCAGUGACGGGCUCCAACAACGGAAACAACAGUGGAAACGGCAACGGCUCCGGAAACACCGUCAAUGUAAGCCCAUUCAUCGACCCUACGAUUAAUAUCCUAUAA
Fulvia fulva is the source of this 369-nucleotide messenger RNA. RefSeq lists its product as uncharacterized. NCBI's taxonomy places the organism in Eukaryota, Fungi, Ascomycota, Dothideomycetes, Mycosphaerellales, Mycosphaerellaceae. Bases 1 to 369 code for a protein of 122 amino acids. The record is from RefSeq and is a predicted model, not a curated record. The transcript is spliced from 8 exons.